AUGUCUGAAGAGGAAGUGGAUAACAAGAAGCCAUCUGAGAUUAACAGUUUCCAUGACAUGAUCAGUAGUAGUAAACAUGUGUUGAAUAUGGAAGCGGUUGAGUUCAGCAAGAAGAGGAAGUUUCAGACAGAUCAAUCGGAGUUAUCAUUAUUACCUCUUUCGAAGCAUACUUGUUUUGCAAAUAGUUACGACAGUAUCAAUGUCAGAUCAGAGCUUGAUACAGAGUCUUAUGUGAACUCGACUUCUAUGGAAUGUGAAAAUGAGACUGAAAUGAAAGAGGAAUCAUCAGGAUCGUGCAGUGAAGACAAGAUGAUCUCUUUUGAUAGCCAUCUUGAUUUCAUCUAUGGAACCCAAAACCUAGAGGAUUUUUCAGACAAAGACAUUGAAAACAUUCUCUAUCUUGAUGAAGAAGAAGAAGCUAAAGGAUGUAGUAGUGCUUCUAACUUUGUUCUGUCCUCUGGGAGAUGGACUGUUGACCGAGAUUCUACUCAGCAUGGCACAAAGAAGCCUACGAUCGAUCAAGAAUUCGAGCAAUACUUCUCAACGCUAAUGUUGUGAUAAAAUGUUUUGAGACUGAAAAAUAUAAAUGAAGAUGUAUACAGGAGCUAUUUUGAUUAUUUAGUCUCUUAUAGUUUUGAUUCUUGUGAACAAUAAUACCUUCAUUUCAAAGUGAUUAGAGAGGUGGUUUUGAAAUGUUUGUAAACAGGAUACAAAAAUAGUAUUGG
Messenger RNA from Eruca vesicaria subsp. sativa (arugula), 725 nucleotides. The record is from the annotation of a GenBank genome assembly. Lineage: Eukaryota; Viridiplantae; Streptophyta; Magnoliopsida; Brassicales; Brassicaceae.